GGAAAUAAAGUCUUUACUAUCACUGUUUGGAGGCCAGUUCACUAACAAUCAUGAAACCUACGGAAAGUCUCCAUUUUGGAUUCUUAGCAUUCCCUCUGAAGAUAUUGCAAGGAACUUAAUGAAACGGACAGUGUGUGCCAAAAGGUUACGGUAGAGGCUAAAAGGAUAGUUAAGGAAGCAUCAUCUUAGCUUGAAGUUACAUAGAUUUACCAUUGGGUGGCGAUGAGGGAACAGAGAAUUACCUUCUGGAGCUGAGGUCUAUAUUUGAACUAUGGGGUCAUGGAAAAUCUCCUGAGGAGCUGUAUACUUCUCUUAAAAAUUACCCUGUGGAGAAGAUGGUUCCAUUUCUACAUUCAGAGUCUACAUAUAAAAUAAAGAUUCACACAUUUAAUAAAACAUUGACUCAAGAAGAAAAAGUCAAACGAAUAGAUGCCCUUGAAUUUCUGCCAUUUGAAGGAAAAGUGAACUUAAAGAAACCACAGCAUGUAUUCUCUGUUUUGGAAGACUAUGGUUUAGAUCCAAACCACAUCCCUGAGAGUCCACAUCAUAUUUAUUUUGGUAGAUGGAUUGCAGAUGGGCAGAGAGAGCUAAUUGAGUCAUACAGUGUCAAAAAGAGACAUUUUAUUGGAAAUACGAGUAUGGAUGCUGGUUUAUCAUUCAUCAUGGCCAAUCAUGCAAAAGUGAAAGAAAAUGAUGUUGUCUUUGAUCCAUUUGUUGGAACAGGUGGCCUCCUGAUAGCAUCUGCUCACUUUGGUGCAUAUGUGUGUGGGACAGACAUAGACUACAACACGGUUCAUGGCGUGGGAAAGGCUAGUAGGAAAAACCAGAAGUGGCGAGGACCAGAUGAAAACAUCAGGGCAAAUCUUCGUCAGUAUGGCCUAGAGAAGUUUUACCUCGAUGUCUUGGUUUCUGAUGCCUCUAAGCCUUCCUGGAGGAAGGGAACAUAUUUUGAUGCAAUCAUCACAGAUCCUCCAUAUGGUAUCAGAGAAUCUACAAGAAGAUCAGGUUCACAGAAGGAAAUACCAAAGGGGAUAGAAAAAUGUCCAGAAAGCCACGUUCCUGUCUCCUUGAGUUAUCAUCUGAGUGAUAUGUUUUUUGACCUAUUAAACUUUGCAGCUGAGACUCUUGUACCGGGUGGAAGACUAGUCUAUUGGUUACCAGUGUACACACCAGAGUACACUGAGGAGAUGGUGCCCUGGCACCCUUGCCUGAAGCUUAUUAGCAAUUGUGAGCAGAAGCUUUCCAGUCACACAGCAAGGCGCCUGAUCACCAUGGAAAAGGUGAAAGAAUUUGAGAACCGGGACCAGUAUUCACACCUGCUGAGUGAUCAUUUUCUGCCAUACCAAGGUCAUAAUUCCUUCCGUGAGAAAUAUUUUAGUGGUGUAACAAAAAGAAUUGCCAAAGAAGAAAAAUCCAGCCAAGAAUGAAAAUUAUGUUGACAAUCAAGAAAGAAUAAGCAUUUUAUGAAAAGGACUUUUGGAUGUGAAUUUGUCUGUUUGAUCUAGGAAACCUGUGCUAUUUUAAAAUUUUUAUAUAAAUAAUCGCUAUAAAUCAGAAUUGAAUAAUUUCAAAACGGUCUUUGUUUUAGAGACUAUUUUGAUGUGUCUUUUGAACCUUGUUAAAUUUCAGGGACUGAUACAUAUAGAUGAACUUCGGUGUUUAUAUUUUUUACAAAGAAAGUAUUGUAAACUUUUUAGCCACAUCUUCCAGAUAUAUAGUAGGCAAUUAAUUAAUAGUGCUUUAGAAUAUUUUCAUUUUGUAAAUUUGCUUGGUUUGGUUUUUAGUUGUAUCUGCUUUUCAUUGCCACCAAUAAACUUUCCUGAGAAUUUCUAAAAA
Molecule: messenger RNA, 1836 nt
Organism: Mesocricetus auratus (golden hamster)
Lineage: Eukaryota; Metazoa; Chordata; Mammalia; Rodentia; Cricetidae
Gene: Trmt11
Product: tRNA methyltransferase 11 homolog
Exons: 13
Coding region: 336-1427 (363 amino acids)
Biological process (GO): methylation
Cellular component (GO): cytoplasm
Molecular function (GO): nucleic acid binding
Source: RefSeq, a predicted model, not a curated record